Cyprinodon variegatus (sheepshead minnow) is the source of this 774-nucleotide messenger RNA. Its product is annotated as proteasome subunit beta type-6-B like protein-like. The record is from RefSeq and is a predicted model, not a curated record. Lineage: Eukaryota; Metazoa; Chordata; Actinopteri; Cyprinodontiformes; Cyprinodontidae. The transcript has 6 exons. Gene Ontology annotation, cellular component: proteasome core complex. The coding region runs from base 112 to 765 and encodes 217 amino acids. Gene Ontology annotation, molecular function: threonine-type endopeptidase activity.
CAGCGCCAUCGUUGAUGUUCCUGCGGAUUCUCUGCGCGUCUCGGAGCGCUGCGCCUGAGGUCGCUGUUCUGAGCGUCACGUCUCCUUCCUCCUUUCGAUUUUACAGAGAAAAUGGAGAAACACUACACGGAGUCUAAAGUCAAAGGAGUCAGCACUGGGACCACUAUCUUGGCUGCCAUAUUUGAUGGAGGGGUCGUGAUUGGAUCAGACUCCAGAGCUUCAAUUGGAGGGGAAUAUGUAUCUUCCAAGACCAUCAACAAGGUGAUCCAGGUUCAUGACCAGAUCUUCUGCUGCAUCGCUGGUUCUCUAGCAGAUGCUCAGGCUGUCACCAAAGCUGCAAAGUCUCAUCUGUCCUUCCACAGUGUACAGAUGGAGAGUCCUCCUCUGGUGAUUGCAGCAGCAUCAGUGCUAAAAGAGCUGUGUUACAAAAACAAAGAGGAGCUUCAGGCUGGCUUCAUCACAGCAGGAUGGGAUAGGAAGAAAGGACCACAGGUGUAUGUUGUGUCUCUGGGCGGGAUGUUAAUCAGCCAGUCUGUAACCAUCGGCGGCUCAGGAAGCACCUUUAUCUAUGGCUAUGUUGAUGCUAAAUACAAACCUGACAUGACCAGAGAGGAAUGUCAACAGUUUGCCACCAAUGCUCUUGCUCUGGCUAUGGGCAGGGACAACGUCAGCGGAGGUGUUGUUCACCUGGUGGUGAUAACUGAAAAGGGGGUGGAGCAUGUGGUCGUACCUGGAGACAAACUACCAAGAUUUCAUGAUGAAUGAACCAAUUUU